AUGACGGAACGCAUCAAAUUCUCAGGAAAAGGCAGAGAUAGGGGCGCCGCCGUCGGGGAAAUCUUUUGUCCACCUAUAGUCCUCCUCAACGAUGCCGACGCUGCGCUCAGUGCUGAGAUGUGGGCUGGGGCCGCCCGAGGGCAGCUUGGCGUUGUGAUGCUAACACUAGGGACUGGAAUAGGGGUGGCAUUGGCUUUAAAUGGGCAAGUGUGGUCCGGAUCGCGAGGCUUAGUGGAGGGAGGCCACAUGGUCGUGGAGAAAGGGGGCCGUGCUUGCGGUUGCGGGCAACUUGGGUGUUUGGAAAUGUACGUCUCGGCCUCGGCAGUCAAACGCCGAGCAGAAGAGCUCGGGUUCAAGAAAAAACGGGUAAAGGCGUCAGAUAGAGGUAAAACCGGUUGUCUCAGAGUGAGUGGGGAUGAUAAAACAGUGGAAAACCGGAAGGAAAGAUCUGCUAAGAUAGAUAUAGAAAGACAAGCAAAAGACGAUAUAGGAAGCUCACAUAGACGUGAUAGAGAUUCGGAAGAGGAAAGUGAAGCAGACGAGGUACCGUUCACAUCAAAGGAUGUCUUUGAGGCUGCUUUGUCGUUAGGUCGCAACGACCCUCCGCCUGACUCACUGGCCAUGCAAGUUGUCGAGGAGGUUGCUGAUUAUCUGGGCCUUGGAUGCCUAAAUUUAUGUCGGGUCGUGGAUCCAGACCUCAUUUUGUUUGCCGGAGGUAUGAGCGGAGCGGGCCCCCUCUUUUUAGAUAUGGUAAAAGCAAGGUUCAAUUUCUACGGUUGGCGCAUUCUCCCAAACGAUGUAGACUUCAAGGUUGCGACUUUGGGUGGCGAUUCAGUCGGGGCUUGGGGGGCUGCAAGAGCCGCAAGUUUGAGGGUCAGGGGCAAAGAGGACGAAAAUAUCUCGAAAGAAAAGAAACUUUCUUUCUUCGAGUGCUCGGACUUAUGGCUUUGCAAUCGUUCGCCCGUGAUGUUCGAUACGAAGGCCAAGCCUACUUAUCUAAAAGCGCCCUUCGACGGCGUGGUAACUGCACUGGGCUUAGGAGGGCUUUCUCUGGUAUUCCUUCGCACAAUGACAGGUUUCGGUGACAUGGCUUUCGGCGUGAACAAAGUGGAGGUGCAGUAAAAUUGAGAUUCGUAGUGAACAUGACUCCAGGCUGCUACGUGGCACGAAUUGAACGGGGGGGGAAGAUUGAAGAGCAAUCAGAUUUAAAAUAUUGACGUCUUAGGUCAAAUCAAUUGCGUAUGUGACUUUUUUUGUUGUACCUUGUUCGUAUCACAUUGACAUGAAAAGUAGUGUUGGGUGUCUGCUGUCUGGGGACCACCCCAGGCAAGAGCGGGGUCGAUGGUUUGAUCACACAUUAAACACUCCUACUUGCCGGCCGCGAAAGUCAGUGUAUGGAACAAGAACACUUUAACGUAUCCGGGCAUUCAUAGGUUCGGGGAAACAGCCACUUAUGACGAAUAUCUAGAUGAUUUUACUGUCUCGAUUUACUUGCUCGAUAAAGGCAUGAUAAAUAGAUCACACUCAUGCCCGAAAAGCAGCCAAUAGAAAGCUCACCCGCAUCUGUCACUAAGCCGUGGAAAGAUAUUGUACAGGGACGGGUA
Nannochloropsis gaditana CCMP526 is the source of this 1604-nucleotide messenger RNA. RefSeq names its product glucokinase (gene GLK). The coding region runs from base 1 to 1122 and encodes 373 amino acids. The transcript has 3 exons. The record is from RefSeq and is a predicted model, not a curated record. Gene Ontology annotation, molecular function: N-acylmannosamine kinase activity; UDP-N-acetylglucosamine 2-epimerase activity.